Messenger RNA from Exophiala viscosa, 1329 nucleotides. Its product is annotated as 1,3-beta-glucanosyltransferase gel1. The transcript has 2 exons. The record is from RefSeq and is a predicted model, not a curated record. The coding region runs from base 1 to 1329 and encodes 442 amino acids. Gene Ontology annotation, cellular component: plasma membrane. Gene Ontology annotation, biological process: fungal-type cell wall organization; fungal-type cell wall (1->3)-beta-D-glucan biosynthetic process. Gene Ontology annotation, molecular function: 1,3-beta-glucanosyltransferase activity. NCBI's taxonomy places the organism in Eukaryota, Fungi, Ascomycota, Eurotiomycetes, Chaetothyriales, Herpotrichiellaceae.
AUGCGUACCUCUACUCUUGCUUCCAUCGCCUUGAGCGCGGCAACUGCUUCGGCAAGCCUUACUUCCAUCACAGUCAAGGGAAAUGCUUUCUUUGCCGGUAGUGACAGAUUCUACAUCCGUGGUGUCGACUACCAACCUGGCGGUUCCUCCGACGUGGCUGAUCCUAUCGCCGACGAAUCUGGCUGCACAAGAGAUAUCGUUGAAUUCAAGAAGCUGGGUAUCAACACUGUUCGUGUCUACACUGUGGACAACACGGCAAACCAUGACGCGUGCAUGAACGCUUUGGCAGAUGCUGGCAUCUACCUAGUGUUGGACGUGAACACACCCAAAUACUCCUUGAACCGAGCCGACCCCAACCCUUCCUACAACGCCGUCUACCUUCAGAGUCUCUUCGCCACGGUCGACUCUUUCGCCAACUACACCAACACGUUGGCCUUCUUCUCCGGCAACGAAGUCAUCAACGACCCUGCCUCGUCCGCCGCCGCUCCAUACGUCAAGGCUGUCACACGUGACCUCCGACAAUACAUCCGUGAACAGGGAUUUCGAAGCAUUCCUGUUGGUUACUCGGCCGCCGAUGUGAGCGAGAACCGUUUGGAGAUGGCCGAAUACAUGAACUGUGGUACCGACGACGAACGAUCCGAUUUCUUUGCCUUCAACGAUUACUCCUGGUGCGAUCCAUCCUCUUUCACCACGUCUGGCUGGGAUCAAAAGGUUAAGAACUUCACUGGCUAUGGCAUUCCGCUUUUCCUUUCCGAGUACGGCUGCAACACAAACACUCGUACCUUCGAAGAGGUCCAAGCUCUGUACAACACCGAAAUGACUAGCGUAUACUCGGGUGGUCUGGUCUAUGAGUAUUCUCAAGAAGCUUCCGACUACGGUCUGGUCGAAAUCAAUGGAGACAGUGUCACCGAACUAGCAGACUUUACGGCCCUGGAGUCUCAGUUCUCCAAUACCUCAAACCCAACUGGCGACGGUGGUUACAACUCGACUGGUGGUGCUUCUGGCUGCCCCGCCUAUUCCUCACCCAACUGGCUCGUCGCAAACGAUUCUCUCCCCGCCAUUCCUGACGGAGCCGUCAAGUACAUGACCGAAGGCGCUGGUACCGGUCCUGGUCUCACUGGUGAUGGCUCUCAGAACGCUGGUGGUGCUUCUACUGGUACUGCCACUGCUGGUAGUGGCUCAGCUACUGCGACUGCUUCUGGUAGCUCUAGCACCAGCACUUCCAAGAGCGGCGCUACGGCUAUGAAUGCUCCAGAAUGGUCACUCGCUCCUAUGAUUUGCGGUGCUGUGGUGGUCAUGUCGACAUUCUUUGGCGCAACUUUGUUGUAA